AUGGAUUGGAAUGGAAACUUUAGACCCAUGGUUUCUCGACCAGAUGCUUCCUUCGGCUUUCUCUACAAGUAUAACCAAUAUCCAGCCAUGGAGAUGAAGCUUCCAGUGGAGAUACACAAUGCAGUCCUUCCAGGGAUGGACAGGAACAACUAUAGCAUUCAAGAGAAGAAGAAGAGAUUGACAAGUGAUCAGUUAGAUUCAUUGGAGAGUAAUUUUCAGGAGGAGAUAAAGCUGGACCCUGAUAGGAAGAUGAAGCUGGCUAAAGAGCUAGGGUUGCAGCCCAGACAAAUCGCUGUUUGGUUCCAAAACAGGAGGGCUAGGUGGAAGGCUAAGCAGCUUGAGCGUUUGUAUGAUGCACUUAAACAGGAAUUUGAUGUUGUUUCUAAGGAAAAGCAGAACCUCCAAGAGGAGGUCCAAGCAUUGAGAACAAUAGUGAAGAACCAAGCCACAAAGAAGCAAGGAUCUACAGCUUAUACAGAUAUCUCCGGUGAAGAAACUGUUGAAAGCACGUCGGCCGCGACUAACAUCUCUGAGAAACCAAGGGGAACAACUGUCCAUAACAUUGCUCACUGCAACUAUGUUUUCAACGUCGACGAGUACAAUCCGGCGAUGCCACCUUACUGGGCUGUUCUGCCUUCUUAUCCCUGAUCAGAGGCUGCAGCUAAUUAAGCUGUUUAUAGAGUAACCUAGCUAGAACUAGAUUAGCUUAACUUGUAAGAUGGGAUAAGCUUGUCAUCUGAGAGAGUCAGUAUGGAGAACUGACACUACACCUCAAUUGCUUCCAUGGCAUGAGGAGUUUGUUAUGAGUUACGACUGUUAGAAAUCAAUAAGCAUGGUGUCAUGGAAAUGCUUCUACUGCC
Messenger RNA from Ilex paraguariensis (yerba mate), 860 nucleotides. Lineage: Eukaryota; Viridiplantae; Streptophyta; Magnoliopsida; Aquifoliales; Aquifoliaceae. The record is from the annotation of a GenBank genome assembly.